AAUAUCUAAAAUUUUUACAGUAAAUGAAAUGCUGACGUCAUAAUACUCUUAAAAUUAGGUGAAUCCAGCCUCUUCCGGCAUUGGCAAACUCCUCAGAGAAGCUAAGCAGAGGAAGAUCCUUCAUCGGCACAAACAGUCUCAUAAUUCCAUAACUUCAAGGAUUUUGGCUAACAUAAUAUUUUUUGAUGCUUUACUUCUCAGGUUAGUCAUCAAUCUUAUCUUCUUUUUGCUCUGCUUUUGCGCGAUUUAUAUGAGCGAUAACUGCGAUGCUCCGUCCUUCACUUUCGAAGAGAAUUCCCAGAUGGGUCAAUCUAAAAGUAUCCCUUUCUUCAGUUUCUUGCACUAAUAGCAUUCAAAUCAACCCAGAAAUUGAUCAAAACUUACAUAACACAAAUUUAGAAGAAAAGAUUCAAUUUUUGAGGAAUAAGCUGUACCCGGAUAGCUUAAUCAAGGUCUUGCGGAGCACUAAUGAUAUAAACUCUGCUGUUAACUUAUUCAAAUGGGCUUCCCUUCAGAAACGUUUUCAUCACACUGCAGAUACAUUUUAUUGGAUAAUUUUGAAGCUGGGUAUGGCCGGCAAUGUCGAGGAAAUGGACGGUUUUUGUCAAAUUUUGGUAAAAGAUGGGUUCCCAGGUGUAGAACAUGCUCUUGUUUCAUUGAUUGAAUCAUUUGUUAGACAUGGCAGGCUAAAUGAAGCUAUAUGCGUUCUUGUUAACAUGAGUUUGGGUGGUUAUAAGCCUUCCAUUAAUGUAUAUAAUAUUAUUUUGGGAGAUCUUGUAAAGGAGAGGAGAGGAUUUCAAGAUGUGGUGUUCGUUUACAAGGAGAUGGUGAAGGCAGGAGUGGUACCUACUGUUGAUACUUUGAAUUAUUUGUUGGAGGUUUUGUUUGAGAGCAAAAGGAUUGAUUCUGCUUUGGAUCAAUAUAGGAGGAUGGGUAAGAAAGGAUGUAGUCCUAAUAGUAGGACUUUUGAGGUAGUUAUAAAAGGUCUUAUUGUUAAUAAACAAGUUGAUGAUUCCAUUAUCAUUUUGGAUGAGAUGCUAAAAAACAAUUGCUUGCCGGAAUUGAGUUUUUAUAUAUGUAUAAUACCUUUGUUUUGCAGGGAAAAUAAAUUGGAAGAGGCAAUUAGGUUGUUUAGGAUGAUGCAGACCGCCAACUUUGUUCCAAGUUCAUUUAUUUAUGAGGCUCUGAUGCACUGUUUGUGCAAAAACCUUCAGUUACAUGAUGCAGUAAGCCUUAUUGAAGAGAUGAUGGAAAGUUGUUUGACACCAGGUAAUAACGUUCUUGUGGAUGUUGUAAAUGGGUUUUGUAAAUUAGGAAAGAUAAAUGAGGCUGUGAAGUUCUUGGAAGACAAACAUGUUCUUGAAACUUCUCCAUAUAAUGCAUUGCUUGGAGGUUGUUGUGAUGCUUCUAAAUUCUCUGUGGCUAAGGGUCUGCUGGAGAAAAUGUUCAUGAAAGGUAUAGCUGAUUGUGAUUCUUGGAAUAUUCUAAUCAGAUGGCUUUGUGAGAAGGCAGAAAUCAGGAAGGCACAUGAACUUCUUGGGAGAAUGAUUAUGUCUUCAUUGGUUCCUAAUUUUGCCACAUACUCAGCUCUUGUUCUUGGUCACUGUAGGUUAAACAAGUUUGAAGAUGCUCUACAACUAUUCCUGCAAUUCCAUGCCAAAUGUUGGGUUUUAGAUUGUAUUUCUUACUCGGAGCUAAUUGAAGGCCUCUGUAGGGCAGGAAAGCUUCUAGAGGCUACUGAAGUGUUUCGCUACAUGUUUGCUAGUGGAUGUUCCCUUCAGCCUUCCUUCCUUAGUAUGCUGAUCAAGGAUGUAUGUGAAAAGGGAAUGGUUAAUGAAGCUGUCAGGCUACAGCAGAUGGCUUAUGAUUCUGUCAUCUCUUGUGCUAAUGCCACUUACAAUUAUAUUCUGCUUGGCUUGUCUAAAUCAGACAAGGGAAGAAAUCUUCUAGAAUUUCUCUCACAAAUGCUGGUUAAGGGCUGCAAUGUAGAUGCAGGAGCAUAUUGCAUUCUGAUACAAAGCAUGAUUGAGCAGAAUCGAAUAAAGGACUCUGCUUUAUUUUUCAAUACCAUGGUUAAAGAGGGUUUAAUACCUGAUGCAGACGUACUGCAUAAUCUAUUAUUAUGCUUAGCCAAUCAUUCACAGCUGUAUCUGAUUUUAACAACAAUUGACAAUCUUGUUCCUGAUUCACAAGUUCUUGAUUCAGCAAUGUACAACAUACUGGUUACUGGUCUCUGGAAAGAGGGCCAUAGGAACGAGGCACGUCGAUUAUUGGAUUUGAUGUUGGAGAAGGGUUGGGUCCCAGAUGCUUCUACUCAUAGAUUGUUGAUUGGAUCUGUUAGUGGCGUGGAAAGUGAACAGAAAAUGUCAACAUAUGAAAACUUUGCAAUCAAAGAUAAUGUUCUUGACAUACUUGUUGAGGGCUUGGGGAAAACAUGAGUAUGUCCAUUUCCAAGAUACAUUUUGAUUAACAGAUCUCUUGAUUUCUUAUGGCAAUUUCUGCUGCUGAGCUUAAAGAUGUAAGAUCUUGUCUCAACUUUUCCAUCUCAGGAGGAUCUGGAAUUGUUUCAUUAAAUUCAUAUUUGUGGCUGUCAUGAGCGGUAUGUACACAGAUAGAUGUAUUAAUUAGUCCUUUUGGAUUGAGUGUUAACAUGCCCAAUUAAUCAAAAUCUGUAUUAUGAACAA
Hevea brasiliensis (rubber tree) is the source of this 2684-nucleotide messenger RNA. Its product is annotated as pentatricopeptide repeat-containing protein At1g63330. Gene Ontology annotation, molecular function: protein binding. NCBI's taxonomy places the organism in Eukaryota, Viridiplantae, Streptophyta, Magnoliopsida, Malpighiales, Euphorbiaceae. The coding region runs from base 267 to 2438 and encodes 723 amino acids. The transcript has a single exon. The record is from RefSeq and is a predicted model, not a curated record.